This is a messenger RNA of Musa acuminata subsp. malaccensis (wild Malaysian banana), 1246 nucleotides long. RefSeq lists its product as uncharacterized. Gene Ontology annotation, molecular function: ubiquitin protein ligase activity. NCBI's taxonomy places the organism in Eukaryota, Viridiplantae, Streptophyta, Magnoliopsida, Zingiberales, Musaceae. The record is from RefSeq and is a predicted model, not a curated record.
CCCUACAAAGCAAAGCAAAGCAAAGAAGGAUUACGCUCUCUUCGCAUUCUUCCAAUAGAAGCCAUCAUAUUAUUCUUUGGCUCUGCCAAAUCGCUACUCAAUCGAAUAGUGUUGUCGUGUAGCUUCUCUCCAUGGCGUCCGCCGACGGCCGCGGUCUCCGGCGGUUCCUGUUCAGGUCCUCCUCGUCGUCCAGGCCCCACGCGGCGGCCGACCGGAACCCCCUGAUAGGACCCCCUCCUCAUCCUCCUCCUCCUCCUCCCCGGCCGCGUCCGUCUUCGCCGGGCAGGAAGAAGGGGCUCGCGGCGGCGGCCUUCCGCGGGCUCGGCUGCGCGUCGGCUGCGGCCUCGCAGGCCUACGCGCCCGCCGCGGCCGCCGUGAGGUCGUCGGCGGACUGGCAGGGGAAGCGGCCGCGGCGGCGGAGGGCGAAGAAGAAGAAGAAGGAGGGGAGGGGCGCGGUGGGCGGGGACGUCUGGUGCGCCCCCGGGAUGCCGUUCGCGGCCGAGGCGUCCGUGGACUGCGUCAUGGCGCAUCAGCCGAUGGUUGGAAGAGGAAGGUUUGAUGCCGCCGAGCGGAUCCACAGAGAGGUAAGGCCUUACAUUCCCAGAAGAGUUAGCCAUCAAGAACAAAUCUCAUCGGCCACGGAUUCUCCCUCGAAUCUUGAUACACCGUUCUAUGGACCUGGUCUCUUGCCGUUGGGUCAUCUUCGCCACUUGCGUGGAUAUCACCGUACUCCCGGCGGGCUUGAGGAGAUUAUGAUGUUCCAGACCAGAGUUCUAUUACGUGGAGGAAUGGAAGUGUAUGACCAAUUCCGAGAUUGGCGACUUGAUGUUGAUAACAUGUCAUAUGAGGAACUACUUGAGCUUGGUGACAGAAUUGGGCAUGUGAACGCAGGACUCAGAGAGGAAGAGAUUGCACGUAGUCUCAGGAAAACUAAGCAUUCAGUUUUUGAUGCUUCGGCAAACCAUUUCUCGCCUGAAGUAGAAUGGAAAUGCAGUAUUUGUCAAGAAGAAUAUGAAGGGAACGAUGAAACAGGAAGGCUGCAGUGUGGCCAUAGCUACCACAUGCACUGUAUAAAGCAGUGGCUUCUGCUAAAAAACGCAUGCCCGGUUUGCAAGACACCUGUUCUUAAAACUUAGUUUGCCGGUCAUAGAGCCAAAAAAUCUUUCUCUUUAUAGCUUUUGGCCGUGAUAAACAGUGUAUUCAUUGAUUUUUGUUGUGAAUUAAACUUGCUGGUAGAGUUGUGUCA